Messenger RNA from Solanum dulcamara, 1866 nucleotides. Its product is annotated as lysine histidine transporter-like 8. Bases 69 to 1565 code for a protein of 498 amino acids. Lineage: Eukaryota; Viridiplantae; Streptophyta; Magnoliopsida; Solanales; Solanaceae. The record is from RefSeq and is a predicted model, not a curated record. The transcript has 5 exons. Gene Ontology annotation, cellular component: plasma membrane.
ACACAUCGUCUCUUACUAUUUUCAUAGCUUGAAAAAUCAGAAUAUAUUUAUAGACAGAGAGAGAAGCAAUGGGAGAUGUCGAGGCGGCUGAACGACACCGUAUAGAGAGAUCUUUCUCUUCAUUCAAAAUUAUACCCUUUGAUGAUGGUGACGGCGAUACUCAUCCUUCGGAACGAACAGAUAUUUUGCCGGUUGAUGGCAUUCGCGGCGGCGACGAUGAGAAGAAGGAUACGAAUGUUCUAGAAGAAAUAAACAGCUGGCUACCCAUAACGGAAUUGAGAAAGGGGAAUGCUUAUACUGCGAUGUUUCAUCUACUCUCUUCCGGUAUCGGAACUCCGGCACUUGUUCUCCCCUUCGCUUUCACCUCUCUCGGAUGGUCAUGGGGAAUAGUGGUUCUCACUGUGAUUUUUGCAUGGCGGCUCUACACGAUGUGGCUCUUAGUUCAUCUUCACGAAUCGAUCAAUGGAACUCGUUAUAGCAGAUACCUUCAACUCUCCAUUGCAGCAUUCGGGGAAAAACUGGGGAAAUGCCUUUCCAUUUUCCCAAUAAUGUACCUAUCAGGGGGCACUUGUGUCAUGUCAAUAAUCGCAGGGGGACGCACCCUACAACUUUUCUACAAUGUCAUGUGUCAAACUGAUCACAAUUGUCUUCAAAAAUCUCUAAGUGGAGCUCAAUGGUUCUUAUUGUUUGUAUGUCUUGCCAUUUUAAUUGCCCAAUUCUUUCCCAAUUUGCACUCUUUGGCUUGGGUCUCCUUUGUUGGUUCAGUCUUGGGUGUGGCCUAUUUCACUCUGCUUUGGGCACUCUCCAUUAGUAAAGGCAGGCCUAAUGGAGUCUCUUACAAUCCGUCUGAUAAUGUAACGACAACUAUGGCUCGAUUUCGCGCUAUCCUAAAUGGUGUUGCUAUCGUUGCUAUUGCUUUCAGAGGUCACAAUCUAGUUUUGGAAAUACAGGGGACAUUACCGACAAAUCCAAAACAUCCUACAAGGACAAGUAUGUGGAGAGGAGUGAUAGCAUCGUACUCUUUUGUCGCAGUGUGUGUAUUUCCCUUGGCAAUUGGAGGAUAUUGGGCUUAUGGAAAUCUGAUGCCUGCAAAUGGAAUUAUGGGUGCAAUUGCCAAGUACCACCAAGAAAGCAUUCCAAAAUGGUUAACAGGCACAAUAUACAUGAUGGUAGUGAUCCAAUGUAUAUGCUCAUUUCAAAUUUACGCCAUGCCCGUCUUCGACAACUUGGAAAGAAUAUACGUAAGCAGGCACCACAAGGCGAGCCCAAGGAGGGUUCGUUCAUGCAUCAAGCUCUUCUUCGGUGGAUUGACAUAUUUUAUAUCCGUAGCAUUCCCAUUCUUGGGAAGCUUGGCUGCGUUUGUGGGCGGAAUUGCGCUGCCAUUGUCUCUUGUUUACCCUUGCUUCAUGUGGAUUUCAAUCAAGAAACCUCAAAGAAAUAGCUUAAUGUAUUGUCUCAACAUGUUUCUUGGGUGUUUGGGCAUAUUGAUCAGUGUUGUGCAAGUUGCUGGUGCAUUGUGGAAUCUUGUGGUUGAUAAAUUGGACGCCAAUUUUUUUAAUCCUUAGUGGAAAAAGAUUUAGAGUCUGUUUGGAUGGACUUAUAGUUUUUGAAUUAUAAGUUAAGAAUUUUAACUUAUAAUUUUUUUUACUCCUUUAUUUUAUUCAAAUAGUACAAAAGUACAAUUAUUUUAUCUUUAAAAUAUUUAAAUAAGUCAAUCCAAACAGGCUCAAUAUUUGGACAUUUUUCUAUGAAUAGAUCAAUUUAACUUGCUAUAGAAAGAUACUUGCCUUACCUUUAAGGUUAUAUGCUAAUUUCCACUUAUUAUGGUUAAUUAAAUGUAAUUAAAUUAAUGAUUUGUUAGUGUAA